GCGCCCUGGCAAUGCAGAGGAGUCACCGAGCUCCGCCUUUGACCAGCGUGCAGCUGGGAGAGUGAGAUCAGAGACCACAGCAGAUCGUGGCGCUGUGAUCAGGGGGUACACUCAAGCUGUGGGUCCCUUACCCCAGCCUUGAGAUCCCAGGAAGGCCUGCAGCCUGAAACGGGCCUUGAAAGGUGCGUAGUUUCUCUGAAAAGCAUCACCCAGGUCAGAAUGAAAGGAAACUCUCUGUGCAGACCGCUGUAUGUGGGACCUUUGAAGACAGUCAAAUAGUGUUCAAUUCUAUAGUAAGCAGAUUUUCUUGUUCUCUCUGGAGAAUACAGUUUUUGGUAAAAAAUUGAUCAGGUUAUCUUAUUCAUAAAUCGUCUUGAGAGGCAGGUCACAGUUCCCUCAUCUGUAAAAGGCAGAUUACAGCCCACCUUCUGUGAGCCCCUUGAGGGAGAGCUUAGAGCCCUGCAGAGUGUGUGGCAUAUGGUAUGCCCUUAAAAAGCAUCAGUAGAGCAAAUGGAUAUGUCACAAGGUUAUCAUGAGGCUAUGACAGUAGAACUGUCCCGGGAGUUCUGUGAGCUGUGCAGCUUCAUGUAGGUUAGUUAAUUUGCCAAGUAUAGUAUAUGCUGUCCUUAUGCAACUGGCAAGGAUGAAUCUUAGUUUCCAAUGCAUUUAUUAUUAUUAAUUUCAAAAAAAGAAAUAUGUAACACAGACUCUGGGAGGCAAGGUCAUCUCCUUAACUACGCUUAAUAGAGAGGGGAGGUGAGGUGCUGGCACCUGGGAAUGUCUUUGUGUCAGCUUUUACUUAAAGGUAUUUCAAAACUUCAAGAAAAAUGCACAUUUCUGAGAGGUGUGUAUAUCUUAGCCCUACCAAGUAUAGAAUGUGAAACUGAGAGGGUUACUGAAUCUUAGUAUCUCGACUGAAAAGCCAAUGUGUCAUAGUAUAUUUUGCUAAAAUCUUGACUCAAUUGAAGAGAAGUAAGGCCCUUAAAAUUUUGAGAACUAGGUGACGUGUCUGAAAAUUUUGAGAAAAGUGCUUUUCACACCUGUAGGACAAGAAGGUUUCUGCCUUUUUUGCUUAUUGGGUUAACUUUCUAUAAUUUAAUAGGAAAGAAUGAAAAGGAAUAGUAUCCAAGGGAAAAGUUAAUUGAUGAUUUUUAUUUCUAUUUUGCAUAAAGUGAUUUAAUGUUGCAUUUCCUGAUGUAACUGUAACCAAUAUCAAAGUUGCUUUUCCUGGCUGGGCAUGGUGGCUCACAGCUGUAAUCCCAGCACUUUGGGAGGCCAAGGCGGGAGGAUCGCCUGAGAGCAGGAGUUUGAGACCAGCCUGGCCAACAUGGCAAGAUCCUGUCUCUACAAAAAAUGAAAUUAGCUGGGUGUAGUGGCACAUGCCUGUAGUCCCAGCUACUCGGGGAGGCUGAGGUGUGAGGUCAAGACUGCAGAGCCAUGUUUGUGCCACUGCACUCCAGCCUGGGGGAUCUUCUCUGGAUCAAGCAAUGGUGGUGAAAAAUGUUUCGCAAGGGCAAAAAACGACACAGUAGUAGCAGUUCCCAAAGUAGCGAAAUCAGUACUAAGAGCAAGUCUGUGGAUUCUAGCCUUGGGGGUCUUUCACGAUCCAGCACUGUGGCCAGCCUCGACACAGAUUCCACCAAAAGCUCAGGACAAAGCAACAAUAAUUCAGAUACCUGUGCAGAAUUUCGAAUAAAAUAUGUUGGUGCCAUUGAGAAACUGAAACUCUCCGAGGGAAAAGGCCUUGAAGGGCCAUUAGACCUGAUAAAUUAUAUAGACGUUGCCCAGCAAGAUGGAAAGUUGCCUUUUGUUCCUCCGGAGGAAGAAUUUAUUAUGGGAGUUUCCAAGUAUGGCAUAAAAGUAUCAACAUCAGAUCAAUAUGAUGUUUUGCACAGGCAUGCUCUCUACUUAAUAAUCCGGAUGGUGUGUUACGAUGACGGUCUGGGGGCGGGAAAAAGCUUACUGGCUCUGAAGACCACAGAUGCAAGCAAUGAGGAAUACAGCCUGUGGGUUUAUCAGUGCAACAGCCUGGAACAAGCACAAGCCAUUUGCAAGGUUUUAUCCACCGCUUUUGACUCUGUAUUAACAUCUGAGAAACCCUGAAUCCUGCAAUCAAGUAGAAGUCAACUUCAUCUGAAAGUUCAGCUGUUUUCAAACUGCAAUGCUGAAAUGUUAUGCAAAUAAUGAAGUUAUCCCUUGCUCUAGAUUUUCUGAAGAAAAUGGAUUGUGUAAAAUGCUGAUCAUUUGUUUAUUAAAAUGUGUCCUAUUACACAGUGAGUUAACUCUCAAUGAAGUCAUCUAUUUUCUGGGCUAAAAAACUUCAUUUGUCUUUUUCAACUUCUAAUAAGCUUAACCUAAGUGUCACAGAAGCCUAGGUGUCACAGAGGUCCACUCAGUGACAAACACACACUGAAGGCCUGAGGAAGACGAGAUGUCACAGAGGUCCACUCAGUGACAAACACACACUGAAGGCCUGAGGAAGACUAGAUGUCACAGAGGUCCACUCAGUGACAAACACACACUGAAGGCCUGAGGAAGACGAGAUGUCACAGAGGUCCACUCAGUGACAAACACACACUGAAGGCCUGAGGAAGACUAGAUGUCACAGAGGUCCACUCAGUGACAAACACACACUGAAGGCCUGAGGAAGACGAGAUGUCACAGAGGUCCACUCAGUGACAAACACACACUGAAGGCCUGAGGAAGACGAGAUGUCACAGAGGUCCACUCAGUGACAAACACACACUGAAGGCCUGAGGAAGACUAGAUGUCACAGAGGUCCACUCAGUGACAAACACACACUGAAGGCCUGAGGAAGACGAGAUGUCACAGAGGUCCACUCAGUGACAAACACACACUGAAGGCCUGAGGAAGACGAGAUGUCACAGAGGUCCACUCAGUGACACACACUGAAGGCCUGAGGAAGACUGAGGACAUGGGCUCAGUGGUGGCUUCCCAGUCAUGGUAUCACUGGCAUGGACCUCUGUCCGGCAGAGGUGUGGACUGGAGACCAGGAUUCAUGCUGGUCUGGAACAGUGACAUUGCCAACUUAAGACACACAAAGCAGAUUUUCAGAAGUGUCUGGUCAAGAUAACAUGCUGGCCAACCACAAUUCCUAGAGUUAAGAGAACCUUAAAAGAUUACCGCUCAUGCUAAAAGUAUGUAAAGAUCCCAUGUACAGUAUGAUAGUGUACUUUUUUUAAAGGACUGUCAAUAUACAAAACUUUAAAGAUUAAAAACAUUAAAAAUAAAACCAUGUCCAUUUAAAAGUAUUUUAUUUUUUUCCAGUCAAAUGACUAGUUAACAAGAAGAGUAAACUUAUUAAACAUGCUCUAAUUAUAAAUCACUGCAUUAAGGACAAUGAAAAUAAUCAAUUUCGGUUAUACAAUAUAUACAGUUGUGCUGCAACCAAAGUAAUCAGGUGAAUGAACUGAAUAUCAUACAUCUCAAAAUAGCAUCCUAAGCUGCAUAUUAUGUUAUCCACCCCUUAACAGAUCACACAGUUACUCUUAGUCUGUGUACAUGUUCUGAGCCAUCAUCCCAGAUCUGAUGGAGAAUGGCAUGCAAAAUGCCAGAAUCCUGCAGCUGCAGUUCAUGAAACAUAAACUUUAAAUAUAAAUAGAUAUCUACAAUGUUUUUCUUUCUCUUAGUUGCUUUUUUAAUUUGCAAGGAGCAAAUAACUAAGAAAGGAUAUUAGCAGGGUCGUUAAUAUAAUUUCUCCUCUGGUAAGAGUACUAUUAGUUACUGCACAAUAGCACCAAAUUGUAGACUGGAAAAAUAUUUCCUAGGUAUUUAUGUACCAGUGAACCUGACAGAUUAGUUUGGGACUGGAGUUCUAAUGUUGAUAUGAAUCAACUUUAUUCCUUAUAUAGCUGGCACCAGGUGGUCAAAAGGCUGACUAUAAAAUACAGAUGCAGGAGGAUUGUUAAAAUAGACAUAAGUGCACUGUGCAAAAUACAUCUGUUUACUUAAAUCUAUGAGAAAAUUAAAUGAAGGGUUCAAACAGAAAUUAACAAUUAGUGAAAACAGAUGUAGUGCUUUAAAAAAAAACAAAAACAAAAAACUACAGAUAUAACACAUUUUUACCCGGAACUUUGAAAGGUAAAAAGCGAUUGCUAUACAACAUCAUAAAACAUUCCAGUUUGUUCUGUCUUCCUUUAUAACAAAAACAAAAAGUACAAUGCCAAAAAAAAAAAAAACUCUACACAGUCUUGCAUAAUAAAGACAAGCUGCUUCAAUCAAAUGCACCAUCACAACAAAUGCAGUUAACAGCAUUGCUGCCUCACUUUCCAAGCCUAUAUGCAAAUUUAUUCCUUUACUUUUGUUAAAAGUCCAAGUGGGUAUCAUAUGCCUAUUUAUUCUCAGAGUGCCAAAAUUUCCAAUAUUCCUACUAUGAAUCUUACCCUCGCAAUUACUAAAUAGAGGUAUGACAGUCAAGUUCAUUAAACGAAUGAGUUUUGGUUUUAUAAUAGACAACCUAAUCCUCUACUACCACCCCAAGUAGCUUAAGAAUGAUAUGAUGGCCUGAAACAGUAAAAAGUGGGAUGUUUGGGAGUAUUACCUGGGACCUAUAUAUUUCUGAUAUGUUCUUGAUUAUAAACAGAUGGACAGAUUCAAUUUCAAGACAGUGUGACUACCAUUCCUGUUGGAGUAUUAUAGAAAUACAAGACACUAAACUGAGUAAACAUUCUCCUGGGCUAGAAGGGAAGGCAGUGGUACACUCAGUAGGAAACAGCAAGUGAUGUGUUAAUACAGCAUGGUCUGCGCCACAGAAUUCUACUGUGUACAGUUGCUUUCUGUGUGACUCAGGAAGUUCAAGAAGGCAAAUUCCAAAACACCUAAAGCAUAUAAACUAAUUUAAAAGAACUGUUUUGCAAUCCAUCAUCCUUAGUUUUUAACCAAAUUCAGGAAAUGCAGUUUUAUAUAACCUGGAACAGAAUGAACUGUAGUUACCCUACGUUGUCAUAAACCAUCAGUAGUUUUGUUAAGUAUGAUUGUUCACAACAGGUUAUACAUACAUGCAGAAUAUAAUGAUAGCUGCAACCUCACAAAUUAGGGCUAGAAAGUACAAUGCUAAUGUGUAAAUUUCCAAGUUGCUUUUUAAACACUGGGUGGAUUUCAAAGGAAUGUGUGUCUUUAAAGGUGAACUGAUGGCAUUUUAUCGAGAAAGUUCAGAGCUGGGCUAUGGACUUCUGAAGCAGCAGUUCACUGGCCGCCUAAAAUAAUAAUUGUGAUAAAGGUCACCAACUCCAGAACUGGGCCAAGGAAUGCAGGAAGAAUUUAUUCAUUAAUGCAAACAUUUUUAGGUUUAGCUAAUUCCGUAGAGGCAGGAUCUUGAUUAUGUAUAAUAGUUAAAAUAACUUUUCAGUUCACCUGUUGGGAAAUUCAGUUUUUCCUAAUAAAUGCAUAGCAAUGUUUCAUGAAAACCACAAAUUAUAAAAACAAUUACUGAUAUGUAAAAA
Homo sapiens (human) is the source of this 5462-nucleotide messenger RNA. RefSeq names its product integrin subunit beta 1 binding protein 1 (gene ITGB1BP1). Bases 1501 to 2103 code for a protein of 200 amino acids. Gene Ontology annotation, molecular function: protein kinase binding; kinase binding. NCBI's taxonomy places the organism in Eukaryota, Metazoa, Chordata, Mammalia, Primates, Hominidae. Gene Ontology annotation, biological process: regulation of protein targeting to membrane; negative regulation of cell migration; myoblast migration. The transcript has 8 exons. Gene Ontology annotation, cellular component: lamellipodium; cytoskeleton; plasma membrane. The record is from RefSeq and is a predicted model, not a curated record.